CAUUCGCGAGAGAGGUAAAAUCGUACACGAAAGUGUGGCUCUCCCUCGAACGUGUGCCACGAUCACAACUGUAGCCAUUCACGUUUCGUGCCUCGAGAGUGAGAGUUGUGCUGGCAAAGUGGGUGAGAAAAUUGUACCGAAAACGGUGAACAGUGACAGAGAAAAUGUCUGCGGAAAAGCCGAUGGAUAAGUGUAUUAUUGGAGGAACAUCCAAAAUCAUCUACACCACCAACGGUGAUGACAAAUUGGAGGGUCAUUUCAAUUUCGGGCACACAAUCCCGGAACUCACCACCAGCGACACCUGCAAACUACCCUUGCCUCAAGUAACUCCAGAUUCGGGACGAACGAGUCGAGAUUCCUCCACUGACUUUCCCACUGUGAAAGCGUUCAUCAAGAAAAUGGGCACGCUAGCUAUCUUCACCGACAUAUCGCUGUGUCUGCUCUUUCUGCUUUGGGUAAUUCUAGUCGAGCUCGCAAUUAUUCCCUCGAAUAAGAGAGGUUUCAUCUGCGGUGAUAUUUCCAUAGGCUUCAAAUUUAGAGGAGAUACCAUAUCUACUGGUAUGGUUUUAGGCAGUAUUAUCAUACCACUGUUCCUAAUAUGGUUGAUAGAAGCUCUCAAGAUGAGAGGACAUUCCAACAGGCUUCCUCUAUGGAAGCGAUCUCUAUACGUGUCCCUUUACUGGUACAACAAAUUCCUUAUUGGCUUCUCCAUUCACUUAGCCAUUAUUGAAGCUAUUAAGACUCUUAUGGGUGAGUCGAGACCACACUUUUUGGAUUCCUGCCGUCCAGAUACAGCUGUGAAUUGCACAAUUGGAACAUUCAUCAGUGACUUCACGUGUACAAAUACCGAACUAUCUUCACAGUUAGUGAACGACAGCUUCAGAUCUUUCCCAUCGGGACAUGCUUCUGUGGGAUUCUACGAGGCCCUCUUCAUGGCUUGGUUCCUCUACAAGCGCUUCCACUCGGUUCGCAGCAAGUGGGUAGUUCCUCUCUUGCAGACGCUCUGUUUCGUCUGGGGAUCAGCAUGUGCCAUCACUAGGAUCACUGACAAUCGCCACCAUUGGUGGGAUGUUCUCUGCGGGACCUGCAUAGGCCUCGUAUUCGCGGCAUACGCUGCGGGAAUAUUAUGCCAUAACUUCAGAGUCUUCAACAUGAAUUACAGUGAUGAACAUCUCGAAUCAUCGUCGUUGCACGUGCGAAGUGAAAAACUUAUAUCUGUAACGACAAAUGGGAAAGACGAUAUGCACUCUGACACCGAACUGCUGCAAGUGGAAUAUCAGAACGAGAGGAGUGCCAACAGUACACCUCUCUUCGCCGGCUACAGAACCCAGAAUUAUCCAGAAAGACGCGUGAAAUAAACCAGUCAAUUU
Phlebotomus argentipes is the source of this 1370-nucleotide messenger RNA. RefSeq names its product phospholipid phosphatase homolog 1.2 homolog. The record is from RefSeq and is a predicted model, not a curated record. Gene Ontology annotation, molecular function: phosphatidate phosphatase activity. NCBI's taxonomy places the organism in Eukaryota, Metazoa, Arthropoda, Insecta, Diptera, Psychodidae. The coding region runs from base 165 to 1358 and encodes 397 amino acids. Gene Ontology annotation, biological process: phospholipid metabolic process; phospholipid dephosphorylation; signal transduction. The transcript is spliced from 7 exons.